Molecule: messenger RNA, 270 nt
Organism: Botrytis sinoallii
Lineage: Eukaryota; Fungi; Ascomycota; Leotiomycetes; Helotiales; Sclerotiniaceae
Exons: 2
Coding region: 1-270 (89 amino acids)
Source: RefSeq, a predicted model, not a curated record
AUGUCAAAUUUACUUGCACCCCUAGGCACCAAGGUGAAACAUUUCAAGUGGGGCUAUACGCAAUGUGAUGAAUUAGCUGCCGCGGGUCGAGGGGACUCUUGUUUCAAUAAAAGAGAACCAACAGAUGCAGAGCGAGGGGAACUCCGGACUAUCCCUAUGAAUUGCAGAUUCUGCGAAAAUGAGGACGAAGCAGUAAAGGAACGGGCCAUAUUGAAUUUCGGAAAGUUGGGACAGACAGCCGAGGAGAAUAUCAAAGCAUUGACGGAAUAG